This is a messenger RNA of Toxotes jaculatrix (banded archerfish), 2352 nucleotides long. RefSeq names its product EMI domain containing 1 (gene emid1). NCBI's taxonomy places the organism in Eukaryota, Metazoa, Chordata, Actinopteri, Toxotidae. Gene Ontology annotation, molecular function: protein binding. The coding region runs from base 534 to 1994 and encodes 486 amino acids. The transcript has 16 exons. The record is from RefSeq and is a predicted model, not a curated record.
AGCAGGCUGUGCUUUUAAAAGACCCGAGGAGACUAUAAAACGGGUUUCAUGCCCGCUGCUGUAAAAAGGCUCGGCUCGAAAUGCGCACAGGCAGACGGAGGUAGGCAAAGCAGAUAGAGAAAGGAGGACAACACACACUAUUAUCAGCACUCACUCACACACAGUAUUCAUGGUUUAUUUUUCAAAUGUCGGAUCUCUGUCAUAGGUAGAGACAAACGAGAAGAGGGAGUUUAUGGGGCGGCAUUUAGCUCACUUAGGAUUUUAAGAAAAGAAAAGCUAUUAUUUUUCUUUUUCUUUUCUUUAAUUUUCUUUUCUUUUUUCUUUUCUUUUUUUUAAAGAAACGAGUCAGAUUUUUUUUAGUAGUUCAUAGAAGUGCAUGUUUAGUGAAUAGGAUGCGCGUCUUCUCCUCUCGACCCGGUGCUGUUUGACACAUUUUCCCCCCGCGAGCUGGAUCCACUGACCGGUGUGUUUUCUAACCCGGGGGAAGUUGGGCUCAUUAAAACUUUUCUGGCCCUACUUUUAAUGCCACGGAAAUGGGACCGCGCCAACGGGAGAGCGUGUCCGCGCUUUGCAGAAAAAGUUUGCUUUGGACUGUGCUGAUACUCUGGCUGUCCACGUUUGUUGACGGGACCUGGAAGACGGGACUUUACAGAACCUACUCACCCAGCAGCCAGACAGCAGCCUCUCACACCUCAGUCUAUCAGAAAAGGAACUGGUGUCCUCAUACGGUCACUAAGACGGUGACGUGCCAGGUGCAGAAUGGGACAGUUCUCCAGCGAGUCUACCAGACCUGCCGCUGGCCACAGGGAUGUACAGGAGGCAGCUAUAAGACCGUGGUCAGACCGUCCUACAAAGUGGUGUACCGCACAGUGACCUCGCUGGAAUGGAAAUGCUGUCCAGGGUUCAGUGGCGCUGCCUGUGAAGAAGAUGCAGGGAACCAGCUUGUGGCUCAGGAGGCAGUACGGAAACCUUCUACGGUCCGCCGGCCGCCUGCGCGCACAGGAGAAGCGAUCUCUAACUGUCUCAACUGCAGUCGAAUCACAGCUUUGAGUGACAGACUGAACUCACUGGAGGCGAAGGUCCAAUUACUCACUGUCCCGGCAUCCGUAUCGCAUCGCCACCUUCAGAGUAAAGGAGGAACUUCACCAGAGGCCUCAUUACUGAUGGGGGCCGUGCCCGCUCAGGGAGCUCCUGGUGAGCAGGGACCUGCAGGUCCUCAGGGUGAAAAAGGGAGAGAUGGGCUUCCUGGCAGAGAUGGGAAGCCAGGGUCUCGGGGGCUGCCAGGUCCCAGUGGGCCUCGGGGGGAGACCGGGUCAAGGGGCCCAUCUGGAGCCCCUGGAUUGAAGGGAUCCCCAGGACCAGCAGGCCCCCGUGGUCCACCAGGACUCCCAGGAGAGAGGGGUCUACCAGGCCCGCCUGGGCCUCCAGGGCCUCCCGCGCCGGCCAGUGCCCACAUCCCAGAACCAGAUCACACUCGUGGGAAGGACCCCUUCUUCACAAACACUUUCCAUGACUCACGAGGGUUACCUGUUCCAGGACCUCAGGGCCCUCCCGGGCCUGUUGGUCCCCCAGGUCCCAAAGGCCCAGUAGGACCACCUGGCCCAGCAGGACAGAAUGGGAAACCUGGAGCUCCUGGAACACAGGGCCCUGUGGGGCCAAAGGGAGAACGAGGGGAGAGAGGUCCUUUAGGUUACCCAGGAGAGAGGGGCUUCAGAGGCGAGCCGGGAGCACCGGGUCCCAAGGGAGAGCCAGGGGAGAAGGGCUUGCCGGACGUUAGCUUGCAGAUGUUCCACGACUUGCAGGCAGACCUUGAGCUUCUGGCUCGCAGGGUGACACUGCUGGAGGCUAUCAUCUGGCCAGAGCCUGAUCUAGGGUCUGGGGAUGGACCAUUUGGCACAGCCUCCCCUAGUUUCUACAGAGAUAAGCGAGCAGGUGCGCUUCCAUAUCGACUUGCUUCGCCUCUAUCCUCCGACACCAAGGUUCGAGGGAAGUAGCUCCCCCUGCUCACCCUGAGGAUCACAGGCUGGGUUGACCCCCCUCCUAUAGGUCUCAUCGGCACUCAACAGAUUGCAAGCUUAUCUGAUAACUUCUCUGGGCUUUACCGUCAGAUUUAGGAAGGGGGACACCUCAGGGAAACUCCACUGAUACUCCACAAUGCUCCUCCUCCAUCGGGAACCUGAGAACUAGUUUGACCCCCGCUUAUUGCCAUAACAAAACACUUACCUAUACAUAAUACACCCAGCAGCUCCCUCCGUGUCUCAUUUUCUUUGGCUACAGCACUAAAGCCUCAGAUAUGUGGAAAAAAAAAAGGAAAACCAUAAUCUUCUGUCGAUGCUCCUCAAGCUACAAACA